CAUCGGCCCGUGACGUUUUAUAAUGGAAUAUGAAUAAAACAUUCUAGUCCGAUUUAGUCUAGAAAUAUACUCUUUCUUUCUUUCUUUUGAUAAAGAUAUUAUGUCUGCAAUUUUCUUGUACCUGCUUCAUCUUGCAUUUUGAGAAUAAAAUGUCUGUAUCUUUGGAGAAUAAAAUAAAGUACAUAUAUAUUUCCUUUGAAAAGUGUCACUAUGUAUGUAGGUAAUUAAAUUAUGCGAACGAGAAUCGAGCUAAUGCCCAACAAAUCGAAUUAACUGACGACUUAAUACAAUUACUGGGGCAGUAGGGUAGACGAUCUUGAGGCUUCCUCUGUGUGUUGUUGAAAAUCGUUACGCAGUUUUCGUAUGUCAAUCGUAAGUAGCGUUUAGUUUCCUUUUGCUUCUAGGCGCGCUGCUGAAAAUCGUGUCGCACAUAUAAAAUGGGCAAAGAAGACGCAGAAACUAUAGCCCUAAGGAAAGAGCUGGAGAAUCUCAUUGACAAGUGCAAGGUUUAAGUGUUUUAUAAUGUUAUAUCGCGAUUAUAAUUUUUAUUAUACAUGAACGUUAUAAAACUCACUUUUCGAUAUAAAUUUAUCUUUAUUCUUACUCCUGUGUCUUAUUUGCUUCAUCAGGAAGAGCAAAAGAAGCAGCAGGAUACGACAUUGGAACAAGCGUGCAGCGGAGUAGCAGAUGCUCCUAAAGUUAGAUUGUCGACUAAGAAGUUGCUGAAAGGACAUAUCAAUAAAGUCAACUCGGUGCACUAUAGCGGCGAUAGUCGGCAUUGUGUGACCGGUUCAUUAGAUGGAAAAUUGAUCAUCUGGGAUUCAUGGACCGGUAACAAGGUGCAGGUCAUCCCGUUGCGUUCAGCCUGGGUGAUGUCAGUAGCUUUCGCGCAGUCCGGAAAUUUUGUCGCAUGUGGCGGUAUGGACAACAUGUGCACCGUCUAUGACGUGAACAAUCGCGAUGCCACGGGAUCCGCCAAGAUCAUAAGGGAGCUCCUAGGUUACGAGGGAUUCUUGUCGUCUUGCAGAUUCCUCGACGAUAAGAAGCUCAUCACCGGAUCCGGCGACAUGAAAAUUUGCAUAUGGGAUCUUGAGGCCAACAAAAAGACGACAGAUUUCGAGGCGCAUGCGGGCGACGUAGUGAGCAUUAGCUUGUCUCCCGACGGCAACACUUACGUUACCGGCUCGGUCGACAAAACUUGCAAACUAUGGGAUCUACGAGAGGAGAAAGCCAAGCAGACGUUCUUCGGUCAUGAUGCUGACGUAAAUUCCGUUUGUUAUCAUCCAUCCGGACAAGGUUUCGUAACAGCGUCCGAGGACAAGACGGCGAGACUGUGGGACUUCAGAUCCGAUCAGGAAUUGGCCACCUUCAAGCCGCCAAACUCGAAUCCCGGAUUUACAUCGUGCGGCUUGUCUUUAAGCGGCAGAUUCAUAUUUUGCGGCAGUGACGAUAAUUCCAUUCACAUAUGGGAUACGUUGAAGAACCAACAUAAUGGUGUUUUGUCGGGCCACGAGAACAGAGUGACAUCGCUCAGUAUCGCUGGCAACGGGAUGGCAAUAGCCAGUUGCUCCUGGGAUCAGUUCGUUCGAAUUUGGGUGUGAUUUAUGUGAUUAUACGUAAAAGUGAUCGAUGAGAAGACACCGGACGGAAUAUAUUACCAAAAAUAUAUUAAUGUUAAAAGCCGAUCGAUUCUUCUUGCACGAAACCUGCACAGCGAUCCUAGUUCAAUUAAGCUCUUAUCGAUAUAAGCUGCUUUUUUCAUUUACGUUUUCAUUUUACAAUUACGUCAUAAAUCAUAUCUUGAUUUAUAUUAAACUGUGUUCGCAACUUGUAUCCAUUGUUAAGUGUUACAAAAUAUAUAAAUUUCUUCGAGAUA
Molecule: messenger RNA, 1876 nt
Organism: Cataglyphis hispanica
Lineage: Eukaryota; Metazoa; Arthropoda; Insecta; Hymenoptera; Formicidae
Gene: Gbeta76C
Product: guanine nucleotide-binding protein subunit beta-2
Exons: 5
Coding region: 555-1601 (348 amino acids)
Biological process (GO): G protein-coupled receptor signaling pathway
Cellular component (GO): cytoplasm; heterotrimeric G-protein complex
Molecular function (GO): signaling receptor complex adaptor activity; protein binding
Source: RefSeq, a predicted model, not a curated record